CAACCUUCCGCUUUGCCUCCACAGUCAGGUUACAAAACCAAAGCUGGUCUCCAAGCACACUCUGACGGUCAGGACUUCCAUUGUGUUGCGGCGAAUGGGGUUUGACAAGUUCUGCAGUCUGGACAAUUCCGAUCCAUUCUGGGAUUGGAACACUACAUGGUACACUGCAAACCCGGACCUCACUCAGUGUUUCCAGAACACUGUCCUGGUUUGGCUUCCAUGCCUCUACCUCUGGAUGUGUGCCCCCUUCUACCUCAUUUACCUCCGCAGCCAUGACCGGGGUUACAUAUGUAUGAGUCCCCUCAACAAAGCUAAAACUGCUGUUGGUCUUCUACUGUGGAUGAUCUGCUGGUCAGAUGUUUUUUAUUCUUUCUGGGAAAAAAAUCAUGGCAGCAGUUUACCCGCACCCGUCCACCUAGUCAGUCCAACUUUACUGGGCCUCACCAUGUUGUGUGCCACCCUUUUAAUCCAGUAUGAACGGAUGAAAGGGGUUCAGUCGUCUGGAGUAAUGCUGAUCUACUGGCUGCUAGCACUACUGUGUGCCACAGUCACCUUCAGGUCCAAAAUCCUCCAGGCCCUGGAUCAGCUACUGAUGGUGUGUGUGUGGCGGUACACCACUUUUUAUAGCUACUAUGCUCUGCUGUUGGUUGCUGUAUUCCUGUCCUGCCUGACAGACCAGCCACCCCUUUUCUCCCAGGCUGUUAAAGACUCGAACCCCUGCCCUGAGCCUGGAGCUUCUUUCCUCUCCAGAAUAACCUUCUGGUGGAUCACUAGGAUGAUGGUGAUGGGCUACAAGCGCCCCCUGGAGGAGAAGGACCUGUGGUCUCUGAACCCCGAGGACCGCUCCCAGAGAGUGGUUCCCCAGCUAGUGUGUCGCUGGAACACAGAAUGCCAGAAGAUCAAAAGGACAGAGCAGAAAACUUUGUACUCCACCAGGCAGGUCCCGCACAGUGAGAGCAAAGAGGGCCGAGCUGUGGAAGAGUCUGAAAUCUUGAUUGCAAAAACCCCCCAGAAAGCAAAGGAGCCCUCCCUGUUCUGGGCACUGUGCCUGACCUUCGGCCCCUACUUCCUCAUUUCCUGCCUCUAUAAGAUCAUCCAGGACAUCCUCAUGUUCGUUGGGCCUGAGAUCCUCCGGCUGCUGAUCCACUUUGUUAACAACUCCAAUGCCCCCUACUGGCAUGGCUACUUCUACACUGCUCUGCUCUUCAUAUGCACCUGUGUGCAGUCACUCAUCCUUCAGAAGUACUUUCACGUCUGCUUCGUCUCAGGCAUGCGUCUACGCACUGCCAUCAUUGGAGCUGUCUACAGGAAGGCCUUGGUUAUAAGCAAUGCAGCACGCCGCACCUCCACAGUGGGAGAGAUUGUCAACCUGAUGUCAGUGGAUGCUCAGCGCUUCAUGGACCUCAUCACUUACAUCAACAUGAUAUGGUCUGCCCCCCUGCAGGUGGUGCUGGCCCUCUAUUUUCUCUGGCAGAACCUGGGUCCGUCCGUGCUGGCUGGAGUGGCUGUGAUGGUCCUGAUGGUUCCUGUUAAUGCUGUAAUCGCCAUGAAAACCAAAACUUACCAGCAGGUGGCUCAGAUGAAGAGUAAGGAUAAUCGCAUUAAGCUGAUGAAUGAGAUGCUUAAUGGCAUUAAGGUGCUGAAGCUGUAUGCCUGGGAACUGGCUUUCAAGGACAAGGUGUCAGAAAUCCGUGAGAGUGAGCUGCGAGUCCUAAAGAAAGCUGCCUACCUGGGUGCAAUGUCCACCUUCACCUGGGUCUGUGCACCUUUCCUGGUCGCCCUGUCCACUUUCACUGUGUACGUGGUGAUCGACGAACAUAAUGUACUCGAUGCCCAGAAGGCCUUUGUGUCACUGGCACUCUUCAACAUCCUGCGUUUUCCUCUCAACAUGCUGCCAAUGGUCAUCAGUAGUAUGGUGCAGGCCAGUGUGUCUUUGAAGAGGCUGAGAGUGUUUCUAUCGCACGAGGAGCUGCAGGAACACAGUGUGGAGCACAAAGCAGUAGUAGGCUCCCCGCACAGUAUCUCCAUAGUGGAUGGAGUUUUCAGCUGGUCCAGAACUGAAUCACCGACUCUAACGAGGCUGAAUAUGUGUAUCCCAGAAGGCUCUCUGGUGGCUGUAGUGGGACACGUGGGUUCAGGAAAGUCCUCGCUGCUGUCCGCCCUGCUCGGAGAGAUGGACAAACUAGAGGGAACCGUGGCUGUCAAGGGUUCGGUGGCCUAUGUUCCCCAGCAGGCCUGGAUCCAGAAUUCCACUCUGAGACACAACAUAGUGUUCGGUCAGGAGAGGAGAGAGGCUUGGUAUCAUCGUGUGGUGGAAGCAUGUGCCCUUCCGCCUGACCUGGAGAUCCUUCCUGCUGGAGAUGAGACAGAAAUUGGAGAGAAGGGAGUGAAUCUGUCCGGAGGUCAGAAGCAGAGGGUGAGCCUGGCCAGGGCUGUCUACUGUGACCGGGCUGUCUACCUGCUGGAUGAUCCGCUGUCUGCUGUUGAUGCUCAUGUAGGAAAACACAUUUUUGAUCAAGUCAUUGGCCCACAGGGACUGCUGAAGGACAAGACUCGUGUGCUGGUGACCCAUGGGCUAAGCUACCUACCCCAGGUCAACCUGAUCCUGGUGAUGGUGGAGGGAGAGGUCACAGAGAUGGGCUCCUACCAGCAGCUCAUGGCCACAGAUGGAGCCUUUGCUGAGUUCCUGCGAACAUACACUGCUGUCGACCACACUGCCAACAAUGAAUCUGUGCCAAAGAGUGGAACCAAAGGAACAGAGAAUGGCAGUGCAACUGCUCUUGUUGGCAGAACUCAAGGUGUCAGCAGUGUCUCCAAGCUGUCCCAGGUGGGCAAGGAGGGCAUGGAGCUGAGCAAGAAGGCCAAGAACCCUGACGUGGGCAAGCUGACAGAGGCUGACAAGGCCAGCAUGGGACAGGUCAAGCUGUCUGUAUUCUGGGCCUAUUUGAAAGCCAUCGGGGUGCUUCUGUCCUGCAUCAGUCUGCUGCUGUUCCUUGCCCAUCACCUAGUCUCCCUCUUGUCCAACUACUGGCUGAGCCUGUGGACCGACGACCCCAUGGUUAAUGGCACUCAGCCUGAUAGACUGAUGAGACUAGGGGUGUAUGGUGCUCUUGGCCUAUCCCAGGGUGUAGCAGUCUUUGGUUACUCCCUCUCCAUGUCCAUCGGGGGCAUCCUGGCGUCACGGUUCCUGCACCGGUCCAUGCUGUAUGAUGUCCUACGCUCACCUAUGUCCUUCUUUGAGCGAACCCCCAGUGGCAACCUGGUCAACCGCUUUGCCAAGGAGAUUGACACCAUUGACUCAGUGAUCCCCAGCAUUAUUAAGAUGUUCAUGGGCUCUAUGUUCAAUGUGUUGGGUGCUUGUGUUAUCAUCCUUAUUGCUACACCGCUGGUAGCUAUCAUCAUUCCUGUUCUCGGUUUUCUCUACUUUUUUGUGCAGAGGUUUUAUGUGGCAUCAUCUCGUCAGCUGAAGCGUCUGGAGUCAGUCAGUCGUUCACCCAUCUACACCCACUUCAACGAAACACUGCUGGGCACCUCCGUCAUCCGAGCCUUUGGUGAACAGGAUCGCUUCAUCUGUGAGAGUGACAAGCGGGUGGACCACAACCAGAAGGCUUACUACCCCAGUAUAGUGGCAAACAGGUGGUUGGCAGUCCGCCUGGAGUUUGUAGGAAACUGCAUCGUGUCAUUUGCUGCUUUGUUUGCUGUCAUAGCUCGAGAGAGCCUCAGUCCAGGCAUCAUGGGCCUAUCUAUCUCUUAUGCCCUCCAGCUGACUGCCUCUCUGACCUGGCUGGUGAGGAUGUCCUCUGAUGUGGAGACCAACAUAGUGGCUGUGGAGAAAGUGACAGAGUACAGUGAAACAGAGAAAGAGGCAGAGUGGAAACACGAGCCCUCCAGCCUUCCCCAAGGGUGGCCAUCCAACGGCUGCAUAGACAUCAGAGGCUUUGGCCUGCGCUACCGCCAUGAUCUGGACCUGGCCAUUCGCAACAUCACCAUCAGCAUUAACGGAGGAGAGAAGGUGGGGAUUGUUGGGCGCACUGGAGCAGGGAAGUCAUCCCUAACGCUGGGGCUGUUCCGGAUCAUCGAGGGAGCCGAGGGCCACAUCUUUAUUGAUGGGGUAGACAUUGCUGAACUGGGCCUCCAUGAGCUCCGCUCCAGAAUCACCAUCAUUCCACAGGACCCAGUUCUGUUUUCUGGCUCUCUGAGGAUGAACCUGGAUCCUUUUGACAAAUACUCUGAUGAGGAAAUAUGGCGGGCUCUGGAGUUCUCCCAUCUCAAGAACUUUGUGUCCGGCCUGCCCGACAAACUCAGUCAUGAGUGUAGUGAAGGAGGAGAGAACCUCAGUGUGGGUCAGCGGCAGCUGCUGUGCCUGGCCAGAGCUCUGCUAAGGAAGACCAAGAUCCUGGUUCUAGACGAGGCCACAGCAGCUGUGGAUAUGGAGACAGACAAUCUGAUCCAGUCCACCAUCCGCUCUCAGUUUGAGGACUGCACCGUCCUGACAAUAGCUCAUCGCCUUAACACCAUCAUGGAUUACACCAGGGUCCUGGUGUUGGACAAGGGAGAGAUGGCAGAGUUUGACUCCCCCUCUAAUCUCAUCGCUCAAAGAGGAGCCUUUUACAGGAUGGCCAAGGACGCUGGGCUGGUCUGAAGUGGGAGCUGUCUCACUUUGUCCAGCUGCUACUCUGAGCCACUCCCAGCUCUUUUGGCUCCUGAAAUGGAGGUCCAGAGUUAGAGUGAGAGGGAGUUAAAGUAGGAACUUGUUUGAUCAUUCAAGCAAGGGUGCUGAUGAGAACAAGGGAUUUGGUUUUACCUGCUCCACCCUAAACUUCCAUCCUCAUUGAACUACAGAUUUCUUCCUGUUAGCCCAGAUCAUGUCUAUGUACCCUGGUUUCUUCCUGUCCCUUCAUGGUCUUUCACUACUGUUUCUGCCAUGGAAGUUCUAACAAAGGAUGUAGAACUUGGCUUUUAAUUUGACAGAGUAAUGUACCAGUGAUGGAACAGUGUCUCGUGAACAGUGUACUUCUGGUUGUGGUAGCCAGAGCUGAGGUCAGUAGAGGACAAAAAGACUGUUGUCUGGUAAGUAUGAAAUCAUUAGUGCUAAAUACUUCCCUCAGAUAGACCAGUUGUUUUGAAGGGCAAGUUUGAGAAGACAGUGGGAGACGCUGCUCCCACAGACAACACAUAAAGUGGACUUCUGACUGUUCCUAUUGUCCUCACAAACAGAACAACAAAUAUUAAGUGAGAUUAAGUGAAUUAAGUUAAAUUCUUGCCUCACACCUGCUUUGUCCUAAUUCCAUAGUUCAUACUAGUUACAGUUAAUACUGUUCUCUUUACUAACUUAUGUAGUUUGCUGUUUGUUACCGUUAAUGUUUAAGAAAUCAAAAAUACUUUACAGGAAAUUAUGCAGUAUGCAGAUGGUACUCAGUUUAAAGGGAAAGGCUGGCAGUAUUGUAACAUUCUAAAUAUCCCCAGACCUAUCUGUAAAGCCAAAUGGACUCAGAUUCUGCUUUACUUUAGUAAGGAGUCUGAAACUGAGACACACCUAAUCUUUUGAGGUUGUAGCUAGCUAAGCUAGCUGAUGCAAGACAGUUCAUUUGGUUUGUUUAGCUGAAUGUAAGAUCAUCAGGAAUGAUUCUUCUGAGAGACGAGUGUUGUUUCCCACUUUCAGUUUUACUUUCAGAGCAUCAUGAGGAGGGGGUGGAAUUGUUUGGAACAACAGCAGGUGUCCCAGCUGAUUGGUCAGAAACAUCAGCAACACUGGUGAUGUCAAAGGCCAUAUAAAAAUCCCAGGCCACAUAUAAACCACAAUAAAUCUACAAAACGUACAAACUGUAGGAAUCUGUCAGACAGAUCACAUUUGACUGUUACUUUACAUGCAGCAUUGAUUAUUUAUUGUGCAUUUGUGUUCAGCAGCAGCUAAAUUGUGUUCAUUCAAGCUGCUGGUUCAGUCAGAGGUUCCACUCAGGUAGUAAAUCCUUUGGAGCGGAAGUGUUUUGAGUACACAAAACAAUACCUUGUUGUUACAGUAAGUAUGCAGUUUCAACAAAAUGAUUUAGAGUGUUACAAGGCAACUAUUAGACUUUCUGUUCUCUUUGGUGUGCAGCCUUGGCUGUAUGCAGAUGAACUCUAAUGAGGUCACACAGUACUGAGCAUUAACAAAAUGGACAUUGUAAUCUUUCCUGCUUCACUUUGUUAAAUGUAGACAUUACAUAUCUCUUAAUUGUUUACAGCCAAUAAGUCAUGCUUCACACAAACAAAUGUGUGCAAAGUCUCACUUGAGCUCUGACAACAGUUUUCAAAAUGAUUUGACCAGUUAUAUUUAUUUGCAUUGCUGUAUUUCUGUUAGCAAGUUGCUGUGUUAUCUUAUUGAAUAAAGCAGAAAUGUAGAAAUUAAAUGCAUGUGUUCUGAUGAACACCAAUAUUAUAACCCAGUAAGAGUAAUAAUUUGUAGUUACUAUCUAGUGUUUAGGCAAACAUUCAUCAUACAAAGAACUCUGAGUACACUUGCCUACAAGUGGCAAGUUAUUUUUUGUCUGUUGUUAUUCUUCACAGAGGAGGCAAGAUAUACAUGCAAGGAGUUGUAUAAACCUCUUUAUAAAGACAUUAGUGCUUUGCUUUGCCGUCAUCAACCACAACUACACAAGUGUCGUCAUGUUUCUACCAGAAAUGCUCUCUUGUGGGAUAGAUAACCUGUACAUACAAAAAAACAUUUAGUGUGCACAGGAAACUGUAGUUUAAAGAGCGCAACACAAAGUUUGUAGUGCACAUUGUUUCUAAUGGGCACUAGAAACAUUGUGGAUAUUUUUUGUGCAUGUAACUUCAGGGGCUCUGAAGGUAUUUUAAUCAGUUUAGUUAAAGUGAAAAACGAUUCGGAAAUUAAUUUUCCAAGCACUACCUAUUGGUAACACCUUCCAUGCAAGCUGUUAAUAGUAUGAAAAUACAGGAAUAUUUAGGCUGAUGAGGUCAUUCACCAUUAAUAUCACGUGUUACCAGCAAACUCUCCAAACUUAACAUACUGAUGUUGCAUGGGAUGUGUUUGUUUUUUCUUUGUGGAACUGCAGAAGAUGUAUUACUUAAGAUUAGGGCCAAAUGAAAAAUUAAGAGUUAUGCAUUCAGAGAAAAGACAGAUUUGUUUAGAUUAAGAUUGGAAUGAAAAAAAAAAGUCAAUUUCAAAAUUGAAGUUGAAACAUGCAGAUCUAUGGAGGACAUUUAUUUUGAUUUGUUUUUUUUCUCAAAAUACAGAUUCAACUCCAAUGACUCAAAAGUGUCUUUCACAUGCCCCUAAUCCUCCUGUAGAAAGUUUGACGUAAUAUUCACAGAUAGUGGCAUAUUGUGUGUGAGUUCAUUGCCAUAAAUAGUCUGUUCCUCUGGGGACAGAACAGUAUGGAUUCCUGUGUCAGUGCUGGUCAGUCUGGUUGGUUAGUGUGAGGGUACCGGAUGGUAGGACCUAUGUUACCACGUCAUCAUUAUGGCUCGACUUUAACAUCAGUAUACCCAUGUAUAUGCAGCUGUGGGACAUUAGGGCUAAACCAAGACUCUCUUCUCUGUUGAAAAGCUGAUUGUAGCUACUGCCAGUGUUCUUUGGGAACAUUGUCUUUGCUGUAAAAGUUCUGCUUUAGGUAGAAAUUAGUUUGAAAAGCAGUUGUCUCAGUACAUGAUGAAAAGCAUCUGGAGAUUGAAUAAAGCAUAUUUGUGUUACAUAUUUAUGAUUAGAAAGUGAACAUUUUAUGUUUUAUCUAUACACUUCUUUGUUUGUGUAAUCAGUUUUAAAAUAAAACCAAAUUAAUAUCUAAAAACAAUAAUCGUAUUUUUUUGUUAAUUUUCUGGUAAGAUUUCACUUUUCUAUAACAUUAAAUUAGCAGAUAAAAUUCCAUUUUAAAAUCUUUAAAAUAUUGACACACCAGGUCAGAUGACAGCAAGCGGAUAUUCAGUUUGCUAAACUAAACAUACCUAAAUAGUAUUUAGUUCUAAUCAUUUCAUUUUUAGAUGGUAUAUUUCUAACAUCUUAAAAUUAAAGAGAGCCUUCUUUUAAGUAGACCAAUAACAUAAUGGAAACUAAAGCCUGAAACAGAAAACAAAUAAGUCAUGAAGUGGAAUAGGAAAGGCCAAUGGCAGAACAAAGUCAAAUUUAAAAUCCUUUUUAAAAUGGAUUUGCAAUUCCAUGUUAAAAACCAAUCAUUAGAUCAUCAUCAAAAGAAGGAAUACAGAAAAUGGCAAAUUUAAUGAUCAUUUAUUAUGUUUCCACUUUGUGUUUGUUAAUGCAUUAUGUGCCAGCAACAUCAAGACCACCUCUAAGAAUCUUGGUGUUCUUUCUGACCAGCAUUUGAACUUUUAACCUCAUAUUACCAAGCUCAUUCAGUUUUGUUUCUUUCAGUUGAGAAAUAUUGCCGAAAUCAAACCUAUACUAUCAGCCAAAAACUUGGAAUUUUAGCACAUAACUUAAUCUUUUCUCAUUUAGAUUACUGCAACUCCCUCUUUUCUUGCAUUACUCAGUCCUCUCUAGCCCAUCAACAGCUGGUCCAAAAUGCUGCAGCUAGGCUGUUAACAAAAAGUAGCUGUUGGUCCCACAUCACCCAAAUCGUUGCCUUCCUUUAUUGAGUUCCAGUAAUAUAUAGAAUUGAUUUUAAAAAUUGUAUUAAUUACUUACAAGGCCCUACAUGGCCUGGCCCCUGCUUAUAUAGCAGAGAUGUUGAGCCUUUAUUCUAGUGGUUGGCCUCUCCAAUCAUCUGAUCAAGGCCUUUUAUCUGUUCCCUGUUCCUAUUUAAAAUCCAGAGGUGACCAUGCUUUUGAGUUUGUAGCUCCCAAACUCUGGAAAUCUGUUUAAUCUGUUUGUUUUUUUAAAGUCUGCUGAAAACUCUCUAUGGGUCAGCCUUUUUCGUAAAUAGUAUAUAUUUCCCCUUAGUUUUGGUUGAUUUUGGAUAUGUGCUUU
Xiphias gladius (swordfish) is the source of this 8923-nucleotide messenger RNA. It is a transcript of the gene abcc1, whose product is annotated as ATP-binding cassette, sub-family C (CFTR/MRP), member 1. Gene Ontology annotation, biological process: glutathione transmembrane transport; xenobiotic transport. The record is from RefSeq and is a predicted model, not a curated record. Bases 95 to 4642 code for a protein of 1515 amino acids. The transcript has 31 exons. Gene Ontology annotation, cellular component: basolateral plasma membrane. Gene Ontology annotation, molecular function: ATP binding; ATP hydrolysis activity; glutathione transmembrane transporter activity. Lineage: Eukaryota; Metazoa; Chordata; Actinopteri; Istiophoriformes; Xiphiidae.